AUGCAUUUCAUUCGCUCUCAGAUUCGCGUCGUAGAAGUAAAUUCGGGCAUCUUCGGGAUCCAGACAGGACUGCUCACCCUGCUAGUCCUGGUCACAGCCAUAAUAGCCAUCUGCCUGACUGUGGCUAUUAUCUGCGUCCGACGACGCUCGAAGCAUCCGCGCCACUGCAAACCGUGCUGCGCCAAGGAGGAUCACACCGACCGCGGUUCAACAGUGAAUCAGAAUUGUGCUCGCAUGACGUAUAUCCUGCCACAGGACCAUCAGAACCACCAGAACACCUUCCUGGAGUACCCCACGCUCACCUCCACCUUCAUGAAACACUCUGCCAUGGGCCCGAAUUAUACCAUAGUAUCGCAGAAGGCACCAACCGCUGGCAGUGUUUGCAGCGGUGAGCACUGUGACGGCUCCUGUCCCAUGGGUGAGAUUGGAGUCGGCGAAUUCUACGCACCCUACCACAAGCAAUCCUCUACGGAGGUCUUUGUGCCUCAGGACAUGACACUCACUCCGGAGCAAAUGAGACUUCUGGAGAGCAGAGUCCAGGAGAUGGGUGAUGGGGGCUCCCGUUCGGGUUCCUAUCUAUCCUUUGUGAAACCGGACCUCUCCGCAGACGAGAAGAACUCGCAGCCUCUCAAGUAUUCAACUUGUUAUCCUUCGGUCCCACAGGCGGGCCAACUGUCACCCUCAGUGCGGUUUCUGGGAUACCCAACGUACAGUGGCUGUGAGGCCAAUUCAGCCCUCCUGAAAUUUCAACAGGUCAGUAAAUUACGUACAUUUUGGUUGUCAGUGUAUCGUCUCUCAAUGAGCAUGCACAAUUGGUUUUGA
Dibothriocephalus latus is the source of this 822-nucleotide messenger RNA. NCBI's taxonomy places the organism in Eukaryota, Metazoa, Platyhelminthes, Cestoda, Diphyllobothriidea, Diphyllobothriidae. The record is from the annotation of a GenBank genome assembly.